Molecule: messenger RNA, 2679 nt
Organism: Caenorhabditis angaria
Lineage: Eukaryota; Metazoa; Nematoda; Chromadorea; Rhabditida; Rhabditidae
Source: the annotation of a GenBank genome assembly
AUGUGGCAAGCUUCAGAUGAGCUUCAAAAUGAGCAAACUGCAUUGCUCAUGUUACCGAAUGAAGUUUUGAUUCAGGUUAGUUGGGAGAGAUGAAACGAGCCGGCCCAAAAAUGAACCCGGGUGCUCUAGGCUUGAAGUUCAGGCUUCAGAUCCCAUUGAUCUAAACUUUUGGGAAAAGUCUGAAAUUCAGGCUUCAGGACAUUUAGGCUUAAAAUGCAGGCCCCAGACUCCCUAGGCUUAAAAUUUCAGAUAAGGGUCUCUAGUGGAGACUGCUUGAGAACACUAUUUUGAAGUCUAGGAGAGAUUGCUUGGGAUGAAGUUUAGGUCUCAAGGCUCAGUUGCUUCAAAGAAUAACUGGGAGUCAAGGCGCGGCUGCUUAGAAGAAAGAGGGGUCCUCUAGAAACAUCUGCUUGAGAGUUAUAGAAGGACUCUAGGCGCGCCUGCUUCAGAGCACUAUGAGGAGUCAAGGCUAGGUUCCUUGCGAAACUGAUUGUCCCUCAAGGGACAUCUGCUUGAAAUAUCAAUACUACCAGUAAACCAUCAAAUGUUUUCAGAUAAUCCGACGUUUGCCACGCCACGAUGUGUUCUUCUCGAUUGCUCAUACUAACAUUCGUCUUCGUCGACUUGUUCAAUCAAAUUUGAAAACUCUUCGAUUGUAAGUUUCGAAACUUUUUUUUUGAAAUAUUUGUACUUGAACAGAAAAAUGAAAAAAAUGGUUCAUUUGAAGUGGUUGACAAAUAUUGUAAAUGGUUCAGAGUUCUUCUGUAAUUUUAAAUGAUAAUAAUUGAAAGAGAUAGGAAUUUUGAGAAUGAAAAAAAAGGAGAAGAAGAUAGAACUGUGGAGAAGUUCGGAGAUGAUAAAGUAUCAGAGAAUCUUGAUUUUGGAAGUCGGAAAAUCAUUUUAAAAAACCACAGUUUAAUUUAUGAAAUUGAACUCGAAAAAGAGAGAAAAUAAGGUUCUCCAGCCCCAACUACUUGACAAAUAGGAUUUCUAGGAGCGGCUACUAGUCAUAGAACUUUCCAAAGAGCCGUACCUAGCCACAGAAGCUCUCAAGGCACGACUGCUUGUCAGAGUGAAAUUCCAGACUAAGCUCCUAGCCAAAUCGAAUUUUCAAGUUUUUGAAGCUCACAUUUUCCAAAUCCCAAAAAUGUUCUCACAGAUUCGAUGUUCAUUGUCAUGUUCAUGUUGUUGACUCACACCCUUUGCAUAAUUAUCGAGACGAUGGAACUGAUCCAAUUAUCACCUAUUCCUUCACUCUUUUCGAUCGAUUAUUGCCAGGUUAGAUUCUUCUCUUACUAUUUUUUAGCUUACACGAUUAUUCCAGAUUAUAAACAGAAAAAACGUCUAUGUCUUCGAGGAAAUGAUCAAAGAUACAAGGAAUUACACAUCUCUCAUUUUAUCGAUUCAAAAAUGAAUGCACAAUUUGAGCGAGCAGGUUAUGAUGUAAAUGUAUCACAAAAUGUUGCAAAUACCUUACUCUCUUAUAUGAAAUUAAGAGCAAUGCGAUUUCAAGUCAGAAAACAGUGUAAAAAUGAAUCAACUCGUAAAGAAGAUGAUUUCUUUGCAAAUUGUAUGGAGUUUUGUGAGAGGAUUUGCACAAAAACUGAUAUAAAAUCAAUAUUACUUUGCUCGAAAAAUGUGCUAUUUCCGUGGAAUCUUGGACACAAAUCAAUGGAAAAAUUGAGAUCAUUGAAUAGACUUCGAUCUUUGAUAUUGGAAAAUAUGACAACUAUCGAUCCAACUCAAUAUGUUCCAUUGUCAAAUCUUUGCAGUCUUCAAUUUCGACUUGAUCAAAGACAUCGAAUUGAUAUUCAGAAUGUUGAAUUGCAACAAAUCAAUGGUUCAAUUCUCAAAUUGAUAAGUGAUUAUUGUGUUUCGAAUUUUGAUUUUUCCGCCUAUUCUGAUAUUUCGGCGAUUGUUUCACAAAUCUCUUCAAUUGAUAUGUGUUUAUUUAUAUCAACUUGGAGAAGUUCGCAAAAACCAUGGAAUAUUCGAUCGAUUUCGUUUAAUUCGAUGGUUACAAUUGAUGAAUUUCGAUCAAAUGCUUAUCGAUUAUUACCGUAAGUGGGUGGAUUUUAGAAUAUCUCACGGUUCUCACGAGCGAAAUACGUUCCUAUUGAACAAACAUAUUCAACGUUUUUCCAAAAACUGUUCGUAAUUUCACAAUUUUUUGAAACGUAUAUUUUUCCGGGAUUAUCGUGGACUAGAAAUUUCUGAGUUUUUGUAGAAUAAUUGUUUUUAAACAUAUUUUUACAAGGAAACUAUUCCAAAUUUCACUCCAUAUUUUUACUGUUUCUAGUAGUUAUGACGUGGCAAAGUGAAAACCAGAAAUUUUGAAAUUAUGUAAUUGCUCCUUCUGAUGCUAUCAGAUUUAUAUAAAAAUCAUUUUAAGCUAGUUUUCACCUCAUAUUUUAGUAAAAGGGCUGAAUCAGAUCCACGUGGAUUUUCAUUCAAAUUUUCAACAAAAAAAAUCAAUGAACUUCGGCUAAAUCUGUUCAAAAAUCAAAAUUUGAAUCUCAAAGUUCUUGCAGAAAUGAUCAAAUAAUGGAUGUUCCAUAUUGUCGUUUCCGAUCAAUUCAUCGAACAUAUCCAAAUAUCGCAAUCGAAUUAGCGUGUUAUGGAAAUGGAAAUGCAACACAAUGGCUAAUUCGAACCGGAUACAUUGAUCCUCCCAAUUAA